CUCUCUCUUUUUUCUAUCUUGCUUUCUUUACAUUCAAUCAAUGACAAAUCCUACUACAUUUCGUAAACUUCAGGCCAUUGAAGUCGGAAACGAUUUCAGUAAAGUGACUCGCGUUGUUACCGUCAAUUAUCAAGACUUGGUAGAUAAUUUAAAGAAGAAUCAGGUGGUUGUUAAAAACCUUUAUGUUGGUAUCAAUGCUUCGGAUAUCAACUUUACAAAUGGCAAAUACAUUCCUGGAAUCAAACCACCUUUUGAUGUCGGUUUCGAGGCUCUGGGUCAGAUUGUUGCUGUAGGUCCUGAUAUUCCCAAAGACAAGAUUGGAUCUUUUGUAUUAUAUACCCAGUACGGCGCAUUUGCUGAAUAUUGCGCUGUCGUUCACAAGAUGACCAUUCCUGUGCCUAAUGGCAAUCCUCAAUUAUUGGGCUUAUUAACUUCCGGCCUGACCGCCUCUAUUGCUCUAACAGAAACUGGACGCAUGACUAAAAAUGAAACUGUCUUGGUUACUGCCGCUGCUGGUGGUGCUGGUCAAAUCGCUGUUCAAUUAGCCAAAUUAGCAGGCAAUCAUGUUAUCGGAACUUGUUCCAGUGACGAUAAAGUAGCUAUGCUCAAGGAGUUAGGAUGUGAUCGUGUCAUUAAUUAUAAAAAAGAAGAUUUCAAGAUGGUCAUGAAGAAGGAGUAUCCUCGUGGUGUGGACAUCGUCUUUGAGAGUAUUGGCGGUAAUUUCUUUGACAUUUGCUUAAAGAGUUUGGCUGUUCGCGGUCGUUUGAUUGUCAUUGGUACACUAUCUAGUUAUUCAACCAAAGAUGGUAUGCAAGGCGAUAAGGUCGAUACACUUAAACUGCUGGGCACAUCAAGAACAGUCGCAGGUUUCUUCUUGCCUGAUUACUCCCAUUUGCAUGGCAAGCAUAUGAAGUCAAUGAUUGAACUUUUAAAUCAAGGCAAACUGAAAGUAUUGAUUGAUAGUCCUGGUACAAGUGGAAUCGAUCAUGUUGCAGACGGUGUUGCUUAUCUUUAUUCUGGAAAGAACAAGGGAAAAGUCGUUGUACCUCUUUUAAAAUCGCAUGAGUCAAAAAUUUAAAAUAAACUUUUUUCAGAAAUUAUUCGCACACAUUAC
Molecule: messenger RNA, 1114 nt
Organism: Rhizopus microsporus ATCC 52813
Lineage: Eukaryota; Fungi; Mucoromycota; Mucoromycetes; Mucorales; Rhizopodaceae
Product: putative oxidoreductase
Exons: 5
Coding region: 41-1078 (345 amino acids)
Cellular component (GO): mitochondrion
Molecular function (GO): zinc ion binding; oxidoreductase activity
Source: RefSeq, a predicted model, not a curated record